GUUAUCUCACUCCAUACGGAGUGUCAAGCUUUGAACUUAGUGCAAACUUCUUGAGCUCACACACCAUUCUAGAUAGACAACCUCCAUGGCUGCUGCUGCUGCUACUCAAACUCGUGUCAUGGUGCUACCCUUCCCCGCGCAGGGCCAUGUCAUCCCGCUCAUGGAGCUGUCUCGCAAGCUCGCCGAGCACGGCGUCGAGGUGGACUUCGUGAACACCGAGUUCAACCACGACCUCGUCAUGGAAGCAAUGGCAGAGAAGGGAGCAAUUCCUGACGGGAUCCACAUGCUCACCGUUCCAGACGGCCUGGGCCCUGGAGACGACCACGCGGACAUCGGCAAGUUUGUCAAGGACCUGCCGGCCGCCAUGUCCGGCCGCCUCGAGGAGAUGAUCAGAUCGAGGAAGAUCAGGUGGGUGAUCGUAGAUGUGUCCAUGAGCUGGGCACUGCAGGUGGCCACCGCGGCGGGUGCCCGUGUUGCCUCGUUCUCGACCUACUCUGCAGCCGUGUUUGCUCUGAGGAUGAACCUCCCCAAACUGAUAGAGGAUGGUGUUCUUGAUGAAAGUGGGAAUGUACAGGGGGAGGGGAAGAUCCAAAUGGUGCCGCCCAUCAACGCGUCGGAGAUCCCCUGGGUCAGCCUGGCCAGCACCAGCGCUCCCGAGAGGCGCAGAAACAACAUCCAGAACGUCCUCCAGACCAACCUGUCGCUGCCACUCGCCGAGGUGGUCAUCUGCAACACCUCCAUGGAGUUGGAGCCCGACGCUCUGGCCCUGCUCCCCAACGCGCUGCCUCUCGGCCCGCUGGUGGCGCCCACGUCGAGGCCGGCCGGGCACUUCUUGCCCGAGGACCUCGCCUGCCUCGCCUGGCUCGACGCGCAGCCCCCCGGCUCGGUCGUCUACGUGGCCUUCGGCAGCUCCGGCUUCCUGGACGCGACGCAGUUCCAAGAGCUCGCCGACGGGCUCGCGCUCUCCGGCCGGCCGUUCCUGUGGGUGGUCCGGCCAGACUUCACCAUCGGAGCAGGGCAGGAUCAGUUCGACCUCGACGCGUUCAGGCGGCGCGUGGAGGGGCAGGGGCUGGUGGUGGGCUGGGCGCCGCAGCAGCGCGUGCUCUCGCACCGCUCCGUGGCCUGCUUCGUGUCGCACUGCGGGUGGAACUCGACCGUGGAGGGCGUGCUGCACGGCGUGCCGUUCCUGUGCUGGCCCUACUUCGCGGACCAGUUCUGCAAUCAGAGCUACGUGUGCAACGUGUGGGGCACCGGCGCCAGGCUCCGGCGAGACGGGCGAGGGGUCGUCGCGAAGGAGGAGAUCGGGAGCAAGGUCGCGCGGCUUCUAGGAGACGGGGAGGUCAAGGCGAGGGCAGCGGCGUGGAAGGAGGUCGCGUGCGGCAGCAUCCGGGAGGGAGGGUCCUCGCAUGGGAACUUGCUCAAGCUUGUCAGCUUGCUGAGACAACAAUGAUCUCGACCGCGGCAGGCGGCAGGGCACGCACGACGUCGGCCGGCCAGUCCGAUAAAUAAAAGCAUCCGUUGACACUCGCAUGCAAAAGAAUCUCACCAGCGGGAGUUACGGGAUUACAGUGCUCCGAUCCCCUCGUAGGUUCACAUAGACAUGGCGCCAUACUCGCUCGGAAGCUGCCCGUGCACCGCGCCAGCGCUGCCAGUGCACCGAGAAAACGAGGACACGCACGCUUCUUCAGCAAGUCUCCAGUGGAGUAGGAUUUUUUUUUUCCAGUGGAGUUGGAUUGAAAGGCCGAAAUCCGUUUCUUCUCUGUCUCAGGCUCGUGCCAGUUCAUAUGUGGAACUAUUUCAGCCCAGCCCUGGAAGAAAAUUCGGCCCAAAUGCAUGCUUUUUGAAACAUUUUAGAGUUUUCUCCCCAAAAAACAAGAUUUUUUUCCUGUUUGGCGCUUGAGGCGCCAGUUA
Molecule: messenger RNA, 1911 nt
Organism: Aegilops tauschii subsp. strangulata
Lineage: Eukaryota; Viridiplantae; Streptophyta; Magnoliopsida; Poales; Poaceae
Product: UDP-glycosyltransferase 83A1
Molecular function (GO): UDP-glycosyltransferase activity
Source: RefSeq, a predicted model, not a curated record